This is a messenger RNA of Linnemannia hyalina, 1830 nucleotides long. Lineage: Eukaryota; Fungi; Mortierellomycota; Mortierellomycetes; Mortierellales; Mortierellaceae. The record is from the annotation of a GenBank genome assembly.
AUGGACCAACAAACAGCGCUGGAUCGCUUUAAGGACAUACCGGAGCUCAUCAUCCUAGUCGCAUCAUACCUCGACAAAGAGGACAUCAUCUCCCUCCAGCUCACCAGCCGCAAGAUCUACCCCCUCGUUCAUGUUCUCUACUUCCGACAAGUCGGCUUCGACUACGAAAGUUCCCUGAGUGAAUUCAGACAGGCCGCACAACACGCCCAAUUUAUCACGUCACUCAUUUUGGACGAGGAAUCUUUCGACUUUUAUUGUAACGCUUUGAUGGAAGUCUCCAGGGAGCCUACGACAAGAUCUACUUUAGAACAGUCGCGGCUCAAAACCUGCUCAGUCGCGUCAACGUCGACUUCCUCCUCGUCGUCCUCCUCCUCACUGCAGCUGCCCAACCAUGCUCAACUUGAUGCCAUUCUCGGGGAAGAAGCUCUAUACAAGAUUUGCCAAAGUAGUCUCAUGUUUACCGCUCGACUCUUUUACGUGGUCCGCUUCAGUCCAUUCCUCACCUCCCUCACUCUGGACGGGAUCAAGAUCGAUUCCUUCGAACAACUCAACUUUCUUGCACGGAUCCUUUCAGGAAUUGGGAGGCUGGAGGAUUUGGAUCUCUGCUUUUGUUCCGAGCUGCCCUCUGUGACCCUUCUAUCGACCAUCAUUCAUUGCUGUCCACCGCUAGUAAAGUCCUUGACGGUCGCCAUUGAGACCCCGAAUGACUCCUUAUCGGCGUCAGAGGAUUCGGACGACGACGGCGACGACGACGACGACGACAUCCCAGAUCCACCCGCAGAAGUGUCGGGACCCAUUGAGGAUCGGCAGACACCCCUGGCUCGACUUACAAAACUGGAGUUUCUGCGCAACGAGAAACGGGUCGAUGCUGAGCAGUACAUGUCCAUCCUGGAAUUCCUCCCGGCUCUCGAGAUAACGGAUAUACCUGCUGUCGACAGUUCUCUGCGUAAUGUCGCACUAUGCAUGGCCGAAUGCUGUCCCCGGCUGAAGUCACUGAGGCAGGCUGGCUUUUCUUUCGACAAACAAGGGUUCAUGGUGUCCCAACUUUUGGAGGCCAAGGCGGCGAACACGAUCGAGUCAGUUUUGAUCCUUCAUAUCCACGAGCGACCCUCCAGUAGGAACCUCCUCGGUCUUCACCAUCACUUUCUGUCGCUCAAAAGCAUCAUCUUUGACGCAUGCACCCGGGUCAACCAGGUCACCGUCAACGCCAUCCUGUUCGGGUGCCCGGAUCUGGAGGUGUUCAGGAUCACGUCCCACGUCCACUCUGACUUUGAGCAUUCACUCCACGAGAUUGUCAAGAAGCCCUGGGCUUCCAACAAGUUCAAGGAACUACGCCUAGUUCUCACUUUCAACGAGCUCGCCAAGCUCCCUAUGGAUUACUACCCCGAGGAGGACAUGACGCCAGACGGGGUGAAACGAUUGACAAAAUUCUACCGCCAGCUUGCAUCUCUCCGCGAGCUACGGAUACUGGACUUGAAGGUCGACUUUGACAAGGGCGGUAUGUACGACGAGGAUGAGCCGGUGGAGUACUACCAUUACUCCUUCCCAGGCUUUCUGACGCUGGAAGACAGGCGACGAUACCGAAAGGGCUGGCUCGGACUUAUGGAAGGACUCACAAAACUGGAAGAACUCAGGGGAUCGUUCAACAUUGACUCGAUGCUGGAGGGGUUUGAGUUCGAGAUGUCUGAGGCAUACUGGAUUGCAGAUAACUGGCCGAAUCUGAAGGUCAUUGAGCUUUUCUCGAAACGGCGGGUUAAGAAGUGGAAGAAGAACCAGAUGGCUGGGACGAUUCAUUUCAUGCGUCCCAAACUCAAGAUCGCCGUGCCCUGA